Helobdella robusta is the source of this 300-nucleotide messenger RNA. RefSeq lists its product as hypothetical. The annotation marks the transcript as partial. Gene Ontology annotation, biological process: anatomical structure morphogenesis; regulation of transcription by RNA polymerase II; cell differentiation. Gene Ontology annotation, molecular function: DNA-binding transcription factor activity, RNA polymerase II-specific; RNA polymerase II cis-regulatory region sequence-specific DNA binding. The record is from RefSeq and is a predicted model, not a curated record. The transcript is spliced from 3 exons. Lineage: Eukaryota; Metazoa; Annelida; Clitellata; Rhynchobdellida; Glossiphoniidae.
AAACCCCCUCUAAGCUACAUCGCCCUCAUCAGCCUGGCCAUCAUGAACAAGGACGAUAGGAUGGUGACGUUGAGUGACAUCUACAGUUUCAUCAUGAAAAACUUUCCAUACUACCGCAAAAACAGGCAAGGCUGGCAGAACUCCAUCCGACAUAAUCUUUCUCUGAACGAGUGCUUCAUCAAGCUGCCUAAGAAGAAAAAUCAGGAUGAUGACAAGGGAUGUUAUUGGACGUUGGAUCCGUCCUGCUACGACAUGUUCAAAGAUGGAAGCUACCUUAGGAGGAAGAGGAGAUUUAAGAAA